GUUUACCACCACAGCCUCACUUCACUGUAUGGCAACCGGGGAGUACUUGGCUGCUUAACAGUCGGAGGCUCUGGCAACCUGGAACCUGGCUGCACUUCCGCUUCCCGGGCCCUCACCACCUCAUUUUUUGGCUGUCGUCGAGGCGAAACAACCUGACCUCGGAUUUUCCAACUGAACCUGCACUUCCCCCGCUUCUUGUUCCAUCUUGUGGCUGACCUGACCUUCGCGGAAUGGCACGACUCACAUCUACAAGGUCAAUGCAGUAACGACAACAAAACAACAACACAGCGCCGACGCUGAAUUUCGCCCAUCUAAACCAGACUUAUCUCUUUAUCUUUUCUUCAUCUCUUUCCUGCCCUUCUACUUCCUCUGUCCGUCCUGUGUGCGAGUUGUGCAUGGGAUAUCUCUAGCCCAUCCCGUCAAUUCACACUUCGCAGUCUUCUUACGGAGUUGAUUGGCGGCCAUUGUAAUCCGGUCCUCUCCCGACAACUCAUUUGCUGCAAUCAGCCAGACGUUUCUGUCUGUUCAGGCUGUCGUGUCCACCAGUUUAAGGCCCCCAAGACCGCCUCCUUGACGCAUCUGUUGCCUUCGUAAAGGCUUGCUUGGGCUUUGUUGCGGCCUCGUCCAGCCUUAUAAUCGCGCCUUCAGCCAAAUCGUUGUUUUAUCCUUGUCCCGUCAGGCCUGCCGUGCUCUUUGUGGCCUCGAUUGAUCCAUACACUACACCCACUACCGGCAUUGAUACUGCUAUCAGCCUAGAGGUAGUAGUUAGCUACUUCCUUGCUUCGGCCGGACGCGCAAUCUUCGUCCUCGACCUCCAUCCCGCCGUCACCGCUUAUUGUGUGAUCCUCCCAGUGGCUUACAUUGACGACAAAAUGGACCCUCCAUCGAAGCGGAGGAGACUGGCUCCCAAGGUUUCCGAUGCCCCAGCUCAAUCCGCCGUUCCAUCGACAAGUCCUCCUCAGCCUCAGCCCCAAGCCCAGGCUCAGGUUCAGGCUCAGGGCCAGCCGUCAGCACAGUCCUUCCCUCAGGACCAGCAGCACUUCCCGCCAGCCGAACCACUCGUGUCGCCCGCACAGCAGGCUGCGCAGUCCGCACCGCUUACCGAACGUGGAGAGUUCGAGGCCUAUGCGAGACAUCUCCAAGAUGCUGCCAUGUACAUCAAGAUGGUUAAGGAGCAACUUGUUCCCCACCGGAGCGUGUCCGUACUCAUGCUGAGAUGGGAGGAGGACCUCAGUGUUGAGGCAGACAUGCUGCUCUUGGAAAAGGUGUUUCGGGAUCGGUACAACUACAGCACCGAGAAAUGGGUCAUUCCUACCGUGCCGAACCCCAGCAUCAAGCUAAGCUACCAGAUGGCGUCGUUUUUGGAAAACGCCGGUCCUGAUCACCUCUUGAUUGUCUAUUACGCCGGCCAUGGUUUUGUCGGUCAAGACAAUCACCUUUAUUGGGCCUGUAACGCUCGCGACGACGCUGCCAAGCUCAAGUGGGACGGUGUUAGAUGUCUGUUCGAAGACGCCCAGCCCGAGAUCCUGCUCCUGUUAGACACCUGUGCCAUUAAGGAUUCGCCUCCCGCUGGGAGUCACGGUACCAAACAGGUCAUCGCCGCGCACACGCCAGAACAGAGUUCAAGAGAGGCCGGACCCCGCUCUUUCACGGCUACCUUGGCUGAUGCUCUUGCCAAGCUUGCCAGUGGGCGUCCCUUCAGCGUUCAGAAGCUGCUCGAUGAGAUGAUUACACUGCGGCAACACGAGAGCGCCCAAGCCAUUGCCAAGAUGGUCAAUGGAACAGCCAAGUUAGCUCCGCCCGAGAGAGUCCCUGUAACCUUCACCUUGACUCCCGCCAAAGGGCGCGAUAUUGUGCUUGGGCCCUUGAAGAAAGAAGUUGCACAGCUGCAGUCGCCUCCCCAAUCUGCUGACGUGGAUGGGGACGCCUGGAGGUCGACUCGGGAUGACCAGCCGCUCAGCGCCACAGAAGUGGCUGACCUUACUUUCGAGGAGAGCAGCAGAGUGUUAGUGUGUACCACAUUCGUGGGAGAUGCGAGCGCAGAUAUGGGCUUCUUCCACCAGUGGCUCCAAAAUCCUCCGUCCGUUGCCUCCAAAAUCACGGUGGAGGGCAUGUUCCUCGGGCCUCCUACUAUGCUCUUGAUAUCGAUGCCGCUCUCGAUAUGGAACAUCGUCCAGCACGACAAGGUCUGCUGCUUCUUGGGAUAUAUCAGUUCGCACAACAUGAUUCAUCUGUACCAGCGACUCGUCAAGUCUGCUGCGAACGGCCAACCAAUGACCAAGGACUUCGAAGAUGGCCGCAUUUUGCUAGAAGCACGAGAGGCUGCUGCAGUUAGCCCGUCUCUGAACCGGCGAGACCACACGAGCCAAUACUCUUCCCUUACACAGGAGAACCAACCACGGCAGGAUCACCGGGUCCCGCUUCCCACACCCAACGGGGCUGUUCCCGUCACUCCUGGCCCUCCAGUCCAGACCCCCGGUCCCAAGGCCAAGGACGACGCAGAAGAUUCCGACGAGAUGAAAGAAGCGGCAGAACAGUUGAAGAUGCUGAGCGAUCUCCACGCACAAAGCAACAGGGUGGGAGAUAGUAUUGCAGUUAGGCAUCCUGAAGAACCCGAUGCCUCCGAAGUGAAUGACGCCGUUAUGGAUGAGAUUCACUACGGCGGUGUCCCCUAUAGCACCCCUCGUGCCAAGAUUGGAGGGGUCAACGGCAAGGUUUCCAGUGAAAGCCCAAGGAUUAUAACAGGGAGGAGGCCGCUUCAGAAACAAGUGUCGAAGCAAGAGACGCGGUGUAGCCACUGUAGCCAUGCGCCAUUCAAGGACUCGUCUUCGCUCCGCAAGCAUAUCGCAGCUGCUCACACGCGGCCGUUCCCGUGUGCUUUCUCCUUCGCCGGGUGUGCAAGCACGUUCGGGUCCAAGAAUGAGUGGAAGCGUCACAUAGCCUCUCAGCACCUGUGCCUGCAAUAUUAUCGGUGCUCGGCGUGUCCUCAAAGCAGCGCCGAUGGCAAAGGUAAUGAGUUCAACCGCAAAGAUUUAUUUACGCAGCACCUGCGACGAAUGCAUGCGCCGCCGAUCCUCAAGAAGCCCGGUAGCAAGCCGGAGGCAGGACUUCUCGCUGAGUGGGAGGCGCAUGUGAAGGAGAUGCAAGCAUCAUGUCUAGUAACGCGCAGGCAACCCCCUCAACGGUCGUCUUGUCCCAAACCCGACUGUAAGAGCGUUUUUGAGGGCGCCGGGUCAUGGGAUGAGUGGACAGAACAUGUCGGUCGACAUAUGGAAAAGGGAGAGGCUGAUCGCAUGGGUGUGGAUCCCCUGCUAGCACAAUGGGCGCUUGAUGAAGGGAUCAUUGAACGGAUCGAGGACGACACGUAUAGGCUCUGCCCGCAAAAUGGAUCAGCUAUGCCCGCCGAUAGAAACGCGAAUCAAACCUCCACUGCUGCCGAAAGUACGAAGAAAGAGGAUGAGGAUCCAUCAAUCACCGUGGCGUUAUCGGCGCCGGAUUCGGACGGUAUGGAUGUCGACUAAUUGUGGGAGGAUUUGAACUAAAGUCAUUUCGUACUAUGUUGUUUCCUUAUUGUUAUUUCCGGGAUCAUGGCAUUCAUUGGGUCACAGGAAAAAGAAGCAUGGCGGCGCAUAUGGGUACGGUAUAAGCAUAAUCAGAGAGUUGCUGGAGUUAUCAUUGUCUAGGCUGCAGCGCAGUUCGACUUGCAACAUGAGGUCAACAGAAGUUGACUGGUAUUGUUCUUCGCCCGCGGCCGUAUGGUUUGUGUAUCCCUGGAAGGGUGAUAAGCCCAAGAGAAUAGAUGACAUGGCUUCUGUAAAAGGCAGCUUGUAAAAGAUUUAAUCGCUUUACGCCAGGUAUCGGUUGACUUGAUAAACUCACCAACAAGAGAAUGUACUGACUAAUGUGCGG
Molecule: messenger RNA, 3909 nt
Organism: Neurospora crassa OR74A
Lineage: Eukaryota; Fungi; Ascomycota; Sordariomycetes; Sordariales; Sordariaceae
Product: C2H2 finger domain-containing protein
Exons: 3
Coding region: 873-3521 (882 amino acids)
Molecular function (GO): DNA-binding transcription factor activity
Source: RefSeq, a predicted model, not a curated record